This is a messenger RNA of Pistacia vera, 450 nucleotides long. RefSeq lists its product as uncharacterized. The record is from RefSeq and is a predicted model, not a curated record. Bases 1 to 450 code for a protein of 149 amino acids. Lineage: Eukaryota; Viridiplantae; Streptophyta; Magnoliopsida; Sapindales; Anacardiaceae. The transcript has a single exon.
AUGUCCAUGUCAUCUCAGCCACAACAGCCCGCCGGCGGCGUCGUUUACCCAAACACUGUCACAAGACCACCGCCCAAUUCCCCGUCAUCCCACUCGUCAGAUGGAUCGUUUGGGACGGUGUUCAUCGUCCUGGCUGUUAUUGUUGUUAUAUCAGCUAUAGCUUGCUGUCUCGGACGUCUCUGCAACCGACGCAAUCAGAAACACAAACCCCACAAACAAAGCCACAACUCUCACCCCCGACAAGGCCAAGCGGGGAACAUGGAUUUCCAGCACUCGAUCUCGAAGCAGCAAAGCCACGGCUUUCGUCCCAGAGAAAGGGAAAGAGACAUAGAGUUUGGGUUCGAUAAGAAUAUUGCAGCUUCGAAACCUGCUGGGAAUGGACAAACCAGAGGUUUCAAACAGUUUGGAAAUGGAGACCUCAAGUUUGAACCCAAAGUUGGCGGUGUAUAA